AUGGUUAGAAUUCAUUUUCUUUAUUAUUAUCCUUAUUACUAUUAUUAGUAUUAUAAGGUACAAAUUCAUUAUGCUUGGGAUGUUUUGGAGGCUAUGUUCCGUCUGUCUACAUUCUGCAGCAAUAGCGUUUUUGGCUUUUGUUGUUGUUAAAUUAUAUUAUUUUUUAUCUUUAUUUUAAGUUGAUUGAAAGUAACAAGAAAUCUCACUACGCCAAGAUAAUGUGGACUAUGUGGCAACCUGCAAUCCUGCAUCCAUAAGUUGUAAAGUUGUAAUACUAUGUAAUUGCUCACCAGCACGAGUACCACAGGAAGACAUAACUGCUUUUCAACCUUAUUUCAUUUGCUUGGAAGUAUGAGUUGUAUCUAGUAUUUGUUGAUAGUUAAUAGUUAUUGAUGGAUUAAGAUAUUAUUUAUUAGAAUAGUAUAUUAAGAUACAAGUUUUGCAUGAGAAAAUAGCGAAUUAUCAGAGAAGCAAGUUGCUAUUCUUCCUGAUGACCUAAGCCAUCUCAUUGUCUCCAAUCAACCGAAUGUCCCCCACACUGUCCUUUGCCCUUCCAUAUUCACAUUCUCUUCAAUGGUUCCCACAACCAUCUCAUCACUUUGCUGUUGCUGAUAUCUAUUUUGCAGGGUCUUCUCCCAUCUAAAAUUGAAUCCCCCUUACCUGCUCCAGUUCGUUCCCAUUUCUGCACUUGGUCUCCUUUUCUUCUUUCAUUAAUAAACCUUAGAUUCUCUCCAUCAGCCUAUAAUCUUGCAGCCUGUUAGGGACGUGUAUUAUGGGGUGCCCAAAGUCCGCAUCAAGUAGUCUGGGAUGUUUGAUAUUGUAUUUAAGGAGACUGAUUCUUUCUCCUUAAUACUAGCUUUUAAGGUGUGGUUCCUCGUUUUCCUUAGGUGGAUUUCAGUGGUUACUCACAUGGAGCGUCUAGCAUCUCUGAAUUCACAAUUGUACCUAGCAGCAAUAUGCGUGGCUUCUGCAAGCCAGUUUCUGGAGUCCUUGAAGGUCCCAAGUUUUCAUCAAAAUCUGUUAUUCGAGAAGCUGAAAACUUCCUCCUUGAUGCUGUUAACAUGAGUUUCUUUGAGCGAUUAAAUUUAGCUUGGAAGAUAGUUUUCCCAUCAUCAGUAUCUAGAAAAAGUUCGAAUGCUAGAAUUGCCAAGCAACGCUUGAAGAUGAUCUUGUUCUCUGAUCGAUGUGAAGUAAGUGACGUGGCAAAGCUAAAAAUUGUUAACAACAUUGUGCGUGCUCUAGAUUUUGUGGAAAUAGAGUCACAGGACAAAGUUCAGCUGAGUGUCUCUUCUGAUACAGAUAUUGGAACUAUUUACUCUGUCACUGUUCCUGUGCGGCGUGUUAAGCCAGAAUAUCAAGAUAUGGAUGAAGUUGGGACAAUAACAAAUAUUGAGUUUAAGGAAACCGGAGACAGUUCUGGUUCUUCUCUCGAUGUUAGAUUUGAUUUCUUUGUUCCGGAUGAAAGGUCUUGAGGGUUGAUUUCUUUGUCAAGAGCUUAUGGCUUUGAAUCCUCUAGCAGCGAAACCACUUCGAAGUUCUGUAUAUAUUUAUUUGAUUGUUGACAAUUGCUGUAGCGUGUCUGAAGCAUUUGUUGAGAAAUUUUGUGCCUCCUCUGUUACUGUUAGUUUAUCUUGAUUAUUUUGUUGUAGUUAAUGUUAUGUUUUCUGUACUUAACAUAGAUAAUAGGGUUUUCUUAC
This is a messenger RNA of Arachis duranensis, 1697 nucleotides long. RefSeq names its product cell division topological specificity factor homolog, chloroplastic-like. NCBI's taxonomy places the organism in Eukaryota, Viridiplantae, Streptophyta, Magnoliopsida, Fabales, Fabaceae. Gene Ontology annotation, biological process: chloroplast fission; regulation of division septum assembly; cell division. The record is from RefSeq and is a predicted model, not a curated record.